AUGGACCUUCCUGCCGGUCCAUCAGGAGUUGAUCGCUCUCGAAGUCCCAUCAAAAAAGGUAUGAAAACACACAUACUAUCGGAUGCUGAGCUACUUGAUAUUUUGGAAAACGAUAAAUGGAUAUCGUCUGAAGAAGAAUUUGAUGUUGAAUCAGAAUAUAAUUAUAGUUCUGAUAGCGAUGAUGGAGAAAAUGAAGGUAACGAUUUACAAAAUAUUGUUAUGAGUGAUUAUGUGGGCUCUAGAGGGAAUGAAGUCGGCGAGGAUUUAUCUGAAAUGUAUAGUUCCACAAAUUUUGACUGGUCCACUGACUCACAAAAUAUAAACCAUUUUGAAUAUACAGCUACACCUGGACUUAAGUGUUUACCAAAUGGAGACCAGCCAAUUGAUUAUUUUAAUUUAUUAGUAACUGAUGAAUUAUUAGACUUUCUUGUAGAUGAAACUAAUAUUUAUGCUAUUGAAAUUUUUUUAAAUUCUGUCUCUGACAAGUCUAGGAUAAGUAAUUGGGUAAAUACAAAUAGAUCGGAAAUGAAAACAUUUUUAAGUUUGUUAUUUCAUAUGGGAACAAUUAAAAUGCCUAGAUUAGAGGAUUACUGGAAAACAAAUAAGUUAUUUAAUUUACCAUUUUUUCGUACCUAUAUGAGUAGAAAUCGAUUUACUAUAUUACUUCGAGCAUUACAUUUUUCACGCAACCCAGCUGAAGGAGAAUCUGUUCCUCGUAAUAGAUUACACAAAAUUCAACCUAUCGUAAAUUACUUCAAUUCAAGGAUGAACGAAAUAUUUGAACCUAGUAAAAAUUUGUCACUUGAUGAGUCUAUGGUUUUAUGGCGUGGACGGUUAGUAUUUCGACAGUACAUAAAAAAUAAAAGACAUAAGUUUGGAGUAAAAAUGUAUAUGCUUACAGAAUCGUGGGGACUUAUACAUAAAAUAAUGAUUUAUUCCGGACAAGGGAAUGAUAUAUCUGAGAGUAUGACUCAUACAGAAUUUGUUGUCGAUAAUCUUAUGAGUGGGUUAUAUCACAAAGGUCGUUCAUUAUAUAUGGACAAUUUUUAUAACAGCGUUAAACUUUCUCGAAAAUUAUUACAACAAAAAACUUAUGUUACGGGAACUUUACGCUCAAACCGUAAGCAUAAUCCACGUGAAGUUAUUGCUCAAAAACUAAAAAAGGGAGAGUCAAUUUGCAGAUAUACAGAGGAUAACAUUUGCGUUAUGAAAUGGAAAGACAAAAGAGAUGUGUUGACAAUAAGUUCUGAAUUUCCUCAUUCAAUGAUAGAAAUUGAAAAAAAUAGAAAUCGCCAAGAUCAGAUGACUUCAUACUAUCCGUUUGAAAGAAAGACUUAUGAAACUAAACAUUAG
Myzus persicae (green peach aphid) is the source of this 1353-nucleotide messenger RNA. RefSeq names its product piggyBac transposable element-derived protein 4-like. The transcript has 3 exons. Lineage: Eukaryota; Metazoa; Arthropoda; Insecta; Hemiptera; Aphididae. The record is from RefSeq and is a predicted model, not a curated record. The coding region runs from base 1 to 1353 and encodes 450 amino acids.